AUGGAGAAACUCAAGGAUGACUUUCGCGAGGAUAGGUCACUUCUUCAGAUCGCAACAGACGCCAUCCUUCUCCCCCUCCGCAUAGCGACGUCCCCAGCCCUACUGCGAACCUAUCUCCGCACGGUCCUUCUCUUCAUCACCUCGACCAUCCUCUUCGCAUUCGCAGUCGUCGCAUACUCGUCCUUCUACUACAACUACAUACCCGUGCGCGGCAUCGCCGUACCCGUAUACCUGCAAUUCGACCACGGUCCGAUAAUACCCUAUGCGAACGCGCAAUCAAAUGGCGUACCGACUGGCAAGCCAGCAAAAUGGCCGUAUGGCCUCGCCAACAUACCCGGCUUGGUGGACCGCCAGAAGUACGACGUCGUCGUCGAGAUGGAAGUUCCGCGUAGCGAUACAAAUCUAAAAGCGGGGAACUGGAUGGUGGGGCUGGAAUUUCGGGGCCCUACAACAAUUGGCCAGGGUGUGAAGCAUCUACUUGGCUGGGAUGAGGAGUGGAGUGUCGAAGACCACAGUCAAGGCGGUACACCCGGUGCCACGGCGGAGAAGGUCGUCACAGAAGGUGCUACGAGCGAGACACCCACGGUACUAGCCAGAAGUCGGAGACCAGUGCUUCUUACGUACCGAAGCCGGAUACUCGAGAUCAUCUACAGGCUCAUGCGCCUGCCAUUGUAUCUUAUCGGCUGGCACACAGAGUCGGAACACAUUGAGAUCAGCAUGAUGGAAUCGGUCAUGUUCGAACCGGGAUACCGCAACAUACCGUCUUCACUCCGCUUAGAAAUACGAUCGAAACUCCCCCUCGAAGUCUACCGCGCCAGCGUACGCAUCAGCGCCAGAUUAGAAGGGUUCCGCUGGUUGAUGUACCGAUACUGGCUCACCAGCGCCAUAGUCGGCAUCCUCACAUUCUGGGGCAUGGAAAUGGCUGUCUUGCUCUUUACAUGGGGUGUUUUUACCCUGCUAUUCAGCAGUCCCAGUCCCAACCCCCCAUCCCAGGACGAUGCGCACCAACGGAAAAUCAAGAAAGAAGAAGGCGAACCCUUCCCCAAACUCGAACACGGAGACAACACAGAACCAGGCACGCCGUACAGCGACACGAGUCGUACUUUCCCCACACUCCCUUCCCAACAACCGCUCUCGUAUAGGUCGCCCAGUCCGAAAGAAGAAGAAGGGGUAGAGACUAGGCUGGAAGAUAUUCCUACGAGAGAGGAGCAGGAGGCUGAUGAUGAAGAGGAUGAUGAUUUCAUACUGGAAGAGCCUGUGCCGAGGGGCGUGGAGAGGGAGGGUGUGUUUACGGAUUCGGGGAUUGGGACGAGUUUGGAGAGUAGUGUUGAGAGGGGGUUGGCGAGGCGGAGGAGUGGGAGGGGGAGUGGGAAGGAUAGGGAGGGGGGUUAG
Alternaria metachromatica is the source of this 1392-nucleotide messenger RNA. RefSeq lists its product as uncharacterized. The transcript is spliced from 2 exons. The record is from RefSeq and is a predicted model, not a curated record. NCBI's taxonomy places the organism in Eukaryota, Fungi, Ascomycota, Dothideomycetes, Pleosporales, Pleosporaceae. Gene Ontology annotation, biological process: lipid storage; lipid droplet organization. Bases 1 to 1392 code for a protein of 463 amino acids. Gene Ontology annotation, cellular component: endoplasmic reticulum membrane.